GUCGUUGUCAACAAUCCCACAAAACCUAACGGAACUUAAGUUGAAGCUUUUAUCUUGGUUUAUUCAGAGGAUGACUACAUCUGGUUUUGCAUCCUGCGUCGAACAUGCCCGGAGCUGUUCUUCCCGUGACAGAGCGCGCCCCUUCAUUACGCAUCAGCUUACGUAGGAAAGCCGUAUCGCAGCGUGAGCGCAGCGCAACUCCUGAGCCUCCGAGGAGUACGAGAAAAAGCCAAGCAAAGAAGCGAGGCAGACCGGCGGCGUCAAAAACGAAGAGUUCUUCCGCGAACAAAUCUCAGGUGGAAUCAAAAGCGAGGCAGUCUAGAGGAAAAUCCACUAGAAGCAAACACUCGAAACCGUGGGAGUACGAUGAUGGUGAUGAACAGCACUAUGACUAUGUUUCUUGCUCUGAAUCCGAGUCAUCAUCUAGCGAAGAAGAGUAUUCGUUCAAAGCUUCAAACUCUCGUGUGGAGUUCCUUGAGGAUGAGCUUGACGAUGACAGCCUUGUUAACGAUGAUUCGACCCAUACUCUCGAGGAAGAUCUUAGCGAGUGCUCUCGACUACCUUGGGUGGAAUUGCCAAAGGCAGAUAUACCACCACUUGAUCUUCCAGAAAGCAGUCAGGAUAUUCCCAUACCUCAAGAAUAUUUAUUGGACACUGUUGAGCUUUAUGAACUUUUGCGCAGUUAUUGGCGCACGUUGCGGUUGACACCCUUUCUAUUUGAAGAUUUUUGUGCGGCGUUAUUAUCGCCGGAUAACUCCUGCUUGUUAGCAGAAAUUCAUAUCGUCCUCAUUAGGAUGUGUUUCAAAAAUGAUGAUGAAGAGCAGGUUCACUAUUCUGGUAACGAAACCAACAAUGCGUAUAAUAUAAUCACAGCCUGUUUAGAACCUAUGACUUAUGCUGAGGUCCUUCGACAGUACCUUUCAAGUGAUGUUAAUGUCCCUGAAGAAGUGAUGGAAGCAGUAAAUGCUCCAAAUUAUCCUUUUGUUGGAUUUGCUGCACGAUUAGUUCUUAUUACAUUCCUUAGUUAUCGCUUUCUUUAUUCGACCGAGUAUAAAAAAGAUGUGGUGGCUUUGAAUGGGAAGUUAGAGCAUGACGAGACUUGCCGUUCGUGCUGUAAGGGUGGCGACCUUUUGCAAUGUAUCUCUUGUGAAGCUGCUUUUCACGCGGCAUGUGUCGACUUAGAGACUACUCCGACAGAAUGGACUUGCGACUUUUGUGAAAAGAGCAAGGUGAGGGGAGUCCAGGACUGCCUACCUUUCAAUGAAUGCGCUACGAAACAACCUUUGCGAAUGGAACCCGUUGGACGAGAUCGACACGGCAGAUUUUAUUGGUUUGUUGCGAGGAGGAUUUUUGUGCAUAACAUGGAUGAGUCUGAUCUGCGAUACUACUCAACAGCGCCGCAGUUCUACCAGCUUGUCAAAAGGAUGGAUCCGACAUUUUUUGAAUUUGAUCUGUGUAGUUUCUUUUAUGAGAAACUCAGCGACAUCUUAGAGCAGAUGUCCGUUACUUUGGAAUUAUCAUCAGACCGUAGAGACACUCUGUACCGUGAAAAUUACAACAGCAAUAAGCCACUGCCAGCAGAAGUUUUUCUACAACAAGACAACAUGAUUGUCAUGGGUGAUAUAUUGGUAGCGGAGGGUGCGCUUGUGAAGCAGGAACCAUACGACAAGGACUCCGAUAUAAAAACUGAGGACAAUGACGAAGAAGACCAGAAGCCUUUUGAAACCCUUGACGGAUGCUUUAAAACAAUGCUGGGCUUGUCCAAAGGACAUCUCAUCAAUAAUUUCUGGAGCGGAAAUGUGGAAGAAAAGGAGCUGCUACAGCUCAAAACAACGCGGGAUACAGAUAAAAGUUUACGUCCCGAUCCAAGCAAGUUGUUCCGCAUGGGAAAUCCAAGUGAUGAUAACUCAUACAGCAAGUAUAGCAAUCUGUUUGUUGAACACAAAUUCGGCGAACAUCCCGUUACCAGAAGGAAAGUUGCUGACAAAAAGAAGUACCUUUGCACCAAGUUUUCACUGAUAGAAGAAGGAGAAUGGGCAUUUGAAUGGUCGACAGCGAAAGGCCAUAAUCUAUAUGGGAGUGAAAAACUGCAAACUUUGUAUGUUGCGUGGACCAUUGGCAAGCUUUUGAGGAAAGUUCCUGUAGAGUUGAUGCAGCGUAAAUGGCCCUCUGCAUAUACCGAAUUCAAAAAGGAACUUGAUCAGCCUAAUACGUCUUGGAAAAAAUUGCGAGAUCUACUUCUUCGACUGGAAUGUGGGAUGAGACGCACUCUUUUUUUACCGCAGUGGUGGAACAGUCUAGGUCACACCAGGCUUACUCGGACCACGGUCGAGGACAGAGAUCGCAUGAUGAGAGAAGCCCAGAGACGGAAAAAGGAAGAAAGAGAGGCAAUAGAUGUAGAAGAUGAAGAUAUAAUCAUUGUGAAGCAUUCGAAACUACCUCAUGGUGUCAGCAGAGAACUGACUAGAAUGCGGGACGAAAAAUAUCGUCUGUAUGGCAAAGGGGUGUUAGGUGGGUGGAUGUGGAUUUCACGCACGCUCGUCAGGAAGAUCCUUGAUGAUCCACCUUCUUUUGUCAUUGGAAAACAACGGCAAGACAAAACAGAUCAAGAGGCAUCUUCUGUGGACAUUGUGGCAUCGAAGUUAAUGCAGUGGAGAUUACAGCAGGAGGCAACAAAAAAGAAGCAAAACUGCGUUUGCUAUUCGCCCAGCUGCCGCAUGGGCAUUCCUUCUAGAUCGGUCUGUUCCAAUGAUGCGAGCGCUGGCUAUCAGUCGUGUUAUUCGCAAGAAUGUCGACAAAAGGAGUUGGAUGUGGACGGUUUGCUGGAUCUAAAUCCAUGUUUUGCUUCCUCAAAUCCUUCAACAAGCACCUCAGCUGUUGUGAAAGCUUUCGAUCCUACCAAAAUUCGAGAAGUUCGUAAGGGCGUUUUGGGAGAGGAUCUGCCUUGGCCUCUACCGGAAGUGAAUGAUUUUGUGGCGAGAGGAUCGAAACGAACCAGCAUUUUUGUCAUACCACAAGUUACUCUUCGACGAUUAGCAAAAACUGGUGGCCGAAGAGCGAUUUACGUGCCGAGUUUUUCUGCCACCGCUAAGGGAAACUUGCAGUACUGGAACUAUCCCACCUCAAGGCCCUGUUUUGACCUGUGCUGGAGAUGGUUAACUGCAAAUUGUGCUUCUCUUCAAGCUGUAGCUCUCCAAUUACGAAUACUUUGGGCUUCUGUACGAUGGCAAGACAUGAAACCGGAAGAUGAUGAUCCUGAUAGGCGCAUUGUGAGCCAUUUCCCGGAUCGCGACGAACGGAGGUGGAUAACAUCACAUAAGGAAUAUGCACCACCGUGUAUCUAUGAGCGGUACCGCAUAUCCAUAGAAGUGCUGCCGCUAGAUGAUGACAAAGAGAUUGAGGAAGAGGACGACUUAUCCUGGACAAGUGGAGAACGUGCGGAAAGAAGGAAGAGCACAAGAAGAAAGAGACCCGCCCAUUCGUCUGUACAGCGAGUUAGUCAUCUGAAGGAGGAGUGGGUCGACGGCGUUGACCUCAAGUUGCAUGAGAUAUACGACUACUGGAAAGGGUACAAUGAAAAACAGGAGGCGGAAAAGAGAAAAAAACAAGCAGCCGCAAUGCAAAGAGUUCAGCCUGCACGUCCCACGAUCAAAACACAAACUCGUGAUCGUUCUACUCCGUCACCGCUCACUGCGAACGUGAGGAGAACCACUUCCGCACAAGAUCGGUCCAUCCGACAGCCCAUUCCUCAACCAGUGCGGUUCUCUAGUACGCCUCGUAACGAGCUGCGUCAUGCCCCAAUGGUAGUGCCUGAAAGGAAAAGGAAACCAGUGCGAAUCAGCGAUUAUGAGUACUAUUCGCCGGAUCCGAAUGAUCGUGAUAACGCGGAGGAUGAAUCUGAGCUGACUGGCUGGGAGCCACGAGCUGCAAAGCGGCCUAGACCAUCAUCAGGGAUGGACUCUUCUCGUUUGCUUCAAACCAUAACUCCAACAUCUCGUGUCAUUCCUGGCCGGCAGUACCAAGUCGGCAUAUUGCGAGGAGGAGGCAGAGUGGCGCAAUAG
Cylicocyclus nassatus is the source of this 4061-nucleotide messenger RNA. NCBI's taxonomy places the organism in Eukaryota, Metazoa, Nematoda, Chromadorea, Rhabditida, Strongylidae. The record is from the annotation of a GenBank genome assembly.